Messenger RNA from Corapipo altera (White-ruffed manakin), 5203 nucleotides. It is a transcript of the gene GJB7, whose product is annotated as gap junction protein beta 7. The transcript has 3 exons. Bases 3096 to 3890 code for a protein of 264 amino acids. The record is from RefSeq and is a predicted model, not a curated record. Gene Ontology annotation, biological process: cell communication. Lineage: Eukaryota; Metazoa; Chordata; Aves; Passeriformes; Pipridae. Gene Ontology annotation, cellular component: connexin complex.
GUUGCUCAGAUUUCUUUAAUGCAUUAAAAAAAUUGGAUUUAAAGUUAAAUUUUGAUUUUCUCAGUACUACAGGUGAUCGCAAUAUUCCUACAGUACUACAGGUAAUCCCAGUAUUCCUACAGUGAUUUUAGCCUUUGAAUUACUUAUGUGAAUGCGACCUUGUUCAGCCAUCCAUGGCUUUUGUCAGGCAUUCAGCAGCAGUACUGGGAGGAAGGUGCUCACCUGGUAGGUAGCUCCCCCCAGCAGGCAGCUGGAAGGCUUUGUUUGACUUGUAGUCCAGCUCCAAGAUAUGGUACCUUCAGUCACACUUCAGAGGCAUCAGCUUCUCUGGGGUACCAAGGUCCUGAUUUAGGCACCCAUUAGGCUAUGUGGUACCUUCCUCUCUGUAAAACUACAGAACAUUCACAUAUAAUUCCUGGAUAGCAGUCACAGUGAGUUUAAGCUAAAUAAACUAUACUGUGAAUGAAUUAUACUGUGAAGAAUUCAUGUAAGAGGCAAUGAUCUUUCUCCUUAUUUUGUAAUGUUACUCAGCAGUAUAGCCACAUCCCAGGUAAAAAUGGCCACCAAAGCAUUGAUAUUCAGUAAGAUGUAUAAGGCAGAACAUAAACAUUUAUUCCUUAGCUUAGUUAUUAAAAAUAAAGCUAUAGGCUUUCUGGUGAGGAGUGGUUCAUCUGCCUAGUCCAAUGUGGGAAUCAAUUAACAGGUACAGUAACCAAAAUAUAUUUUAAUAACAAAAUUCAGACUUCACUUGCUUAGGAAAACCACCAUAAUUUAAAAUUCUAAGAGAAAGGCCUUUCUGAGCACUGUGCAGUGUAUUGUUAGGAGUGAUGUGUGCCUAAAAGAAUAUUUGUGUUUUAUGGACAGUUGACUUACCCAAGACAACACAAAAUACAACUCUGAUGUAAAAUGUCAGAGAGCAAACAGGGUGGGAGUUAAGGCUCACAACACGUGUGUCUUCAGGCUGUGCCGUUGCUACUGUGAAAGAACAAAGUGUGCAGUGCUUGAACUGAUGCCAGUGAGUGCUCAAAAGAUGCAGAUAAAUCCUGUGACUUCAAAUAAAUGCCACGGUUUCCUCAUAUCUUUCUGAUGAUACAACAUACUUUAUGGUUCUGGUUUGAACAGUGUGCCAGGAGAGAUGAUCAGGUUUCACUCAUUUAGUUUAUAUUACCUAGGAGAUAAGCAGUUUCCAUCUUCAAGGCUUAAAGAGUAACUCCCUUUGUCGGAAAUCUAUUGUUAAUUGUUAAUUCCACUAGAAAGCUGGGGUCCAGCUGUAAUCAUUCACUGAGGUGCAGGAUCUAGAGAUCACCUUGGAGUUCUCAUCAUUGAACAGGAAACAAAGGUGUUGCAAGGAAGCAUCAAAGCCCUGGUGCUGCUGUCUUCAAGAACUUGGUUUAAUCUUCUGCUUGAGCUCUGUUUGCAGAUGUGGAGGACAGAAACAGCUCUUUAAAGAGGUAUUUCACGAAGUCACUAUCCUACAAACAUGUUUAAAAAUAUAGGAGCAUAUGUCUGAAAAGAUAUAAGCUAACUGAUAUUUCCCUGUUAUUUUUUAUCUGUAGCAUAAAGAAGUAGCUUGGUAACCAUUGUUCCCAGUAUAAAUCAGCAAUAUAUUAAUUUCUGCAGCUGUCCCUCAGCUCCUCGAGUAAGUCAUGAGCUCUAAUGGUAGCACUGCAGGAACACCCAAAUAACCUUGCUCCCCAGCAGAAGUCUGGCCAUAGGCAGAAGUCAUGAUGGGCUGCAGAAUCAAGAGAGAGCAAAAGAAGUACUGAGCUUUAUAGAAUCACAGAAUCAUUUAGGUUGGAAAAGACCUCCAAGAUCAUCAAGUCCAACCUUUGGCUGAUCACAACCUCGUCAACUGGACUGUGGCACUAAGAGCCAUGUCCAGUCAUUUCUUGAACACCUCCAGGGAUGGUGACCCCACCACUUCCCUGGGCAGCCUGUUCCAAUGCCUGACAACAUUUCCUGAGAAGCUUUGUGAUGCUGUGGCCUCAUUGCUACUUGUACUCAAACUUGCCAGUGGAUGAACUUGUUCAUACAUCAGGAGUAACUGCAGGUACAGCAAUGGGAUUUGUAUGUGCCACUGCAACCACAGAGGGGUACAUUUCCUCUCCUGCUAGGCAAAGCUUGCAGGAGCAGUAGAUGGGUAAGGACAUUAAAAGAACACAAAGAUCUGGAAACUUCUGAUUUCCCUCCUCAUAUCUUCCAGACAUUCUGUGUCCUGGGAGUACGUUUAAACUUUUUGCUCUUUCAAAACAAGGGAGCUUGAUAUCCUCAAAGAUCCACUCAGACCUGGAGAUAGGGCCAGGUGGAAAAGUGACUGUAUAUUCUUGGGGGUUAUCUCAGGUCUUCUUUUGACUUUGACAAGAGUCUCACUGCCACUGGCUCCCUUAACCAGCUCUUCCAAAAGAAGUGUUACAGAUUUAGGACAGGGGAAAACUUGUACAGAUAAGAAACUGUAACACACAUAUAUGCACAUAUUUUUGGAGCGAUAAGAUAUACACAAUAUACACAUAAUAAGAAAUACAACAAAUAAAAUCCAGUGAAGCACGACAGGAUUUAAAAUGUUGCACAAACUUACCCAGAAGUUAGACCACAGACAAAAAGAAGUCAAUUUGCACUGGUGCAGUCAAGUUAUUAUGGGACACGUGGCUCCUAUACAUAAAUUUGAAAGCAAAAUCUUAUUUGCCUGGGCUUAGUAUUUGCAUAACUGACAGGUCUAAGUUAAGUGUACUUCAGUGGUAGAGUGCCAGCCUGAACUUGCCAGAGAAAGCUCUACCUGCCAGAAGACCACUGGGGAGAACACGCACAUUUCUCACAGAGGACAGUUUAACAGAAUGAUUAAGGUUCAGCCUAAUUGACAAAAUGUAUUUAAGCAGCACAUAAAUUUUGUGUAAUAGCCUCAGAAUGUACAAAUUAUCAGAAAUAAGAUCAGCUUGUUGUUGUUUUCCUUUUUAAAUGCCUAAUAAUUUUAAAUUAUUUCAGCUAUUGGUUAUAUUUCAUGUUGAAUGAAUGUCUCAUUUUUCUUCACCCAAGAGGAAGCAUCUCUCUGAUCCUGUGUUUCUUUGAUACAGCAUUUCCUUAUUUCCUUGAAGAGAAAAAUGAGCUGGGGAUUCCUACAUGAUCUGCUGAGUGGAGUGAAUAAAUACUCAACAGGAGUUGGAAGAAUUUGGGUAACUGUUGUGUUCAUGUUCCGCUUACUGGUUUAUGUUGCAGCCGCAGAAAACAUCUGGAAAUAUGAACAUGAUGAAUUUGAAUGCAAUAUCAAACAGCCUGGUUGUGAAAAUGUCUGUUUUGACCAUUUUUUCCCUGUCUCCCACAUCAGACUUUGGGCUUUGCAAUUAAUCAUGGUCUCCACCCCUUCACUCUUGGUUGUUUUUCAUGUUGCUUACAGAGAGAACAGAGAGAAACACCACAACCAGAAGCUUUACAGAAACCCAGGAGAGAUAGAUGGUGGAUUGCUGUGCACUUACCUAAUCAGCCUCAUUUUAAAAAUAGGAUUUGAAAUAGUUUUUCUUGUUCUGUUUUAUAAAUUGUACAAUGGAUUCAAAAUACCACAUCUUGUGAAAUGUGACAUAAGACCAUGUCCCAGUAGCGUAGACUGCUAUAUUUCCAAACCCACAGAGAAGAUGAUUUUCCUCUCUUUUCUGGUGGCAACUUCAUGCCUGUGCAUCAUACUAAAUCUAAGUGAAUUGACUUAUCUAAUUUUCAAAUACUCCCCAAAAUGUUAUCUGAAGAGAUACAUGGAAAAACAGCAAGGCUCCAAAAGCAAUUGUCGCAAAUCAGAAAUCAUUGGUUACAACAGAGCAGCACCUGCAGGACGAUUCCCCAAUAGCUCCUCAUCUUUGCCUCUGAAUAUACGAGAUGAACAUGAAAAAUGUUCCCCGUUGACUUGAAAGAAGGCUGGAGACCACCCUCCCAUUACACAAGCUGCUUUUGAUAAAUUGCUUUUCCAAUGAGUGCUUUAUGGAACUGAAAGGAUAGUUACAGAGGAAAUACUGUUUCUCUACUAGUUCCCCAUUAAUCUAGCUGAUAAAUUCAGUUACAUUAUAUAUGUCAUACAUAAAAUCAUCGAGAUCUUUUCAUGUUGAAACAAGAAGUGUAGAAGUCUGAGAAUCCCAUGAAGUUUUAAUAUAAACACAGAUGCUUAUGAUAAAUCAUGUGAAACAAUUGCUCACAGUUGUGUAUUGAAUAUUGCACAGAAUUGCUUUGGCACAAGCAAAAAGAGGCUUUUUAUACGCAGAGGUGGAAGAACCUGGGAUUGAUUAAGAAACUGAACAAUAAGGGGAUGUACAGCAUUUGUCAGGUGGGUGGAUCUGAUGACUGUUGCAACAGCAAUAGGAAAGUGCUGGUGUUUGAAGUGAACUAUGUAGUCACAGCCCCAUUCCACCGGACUAGAAAACAUAUCAAAACCAGAAAAAAACAAGAAGAGGUAGAUGCAUCUAUUUUAGCCCAUAGUGAUAAAGACAGACUUGCUUAUUUAGCUGUUUAUGCACCACUUCCUUCUGAAAGCAUCUGAGCCCUUUACAAUUUUAAGGGUAUUAAUCAUCAGAACGCAUCUUCUAAGGAAAGGCACUUGCUCAAACUUGUGCAAGCAGCACCAAGCAGCUCCCGAGUCAUUAGACUUGUCUUCUGCUUUGUGGUUGGGGCAUUUAAGAGAAAGGAUCAUUCCCAGUUCAACAGGAGUGAGUAGAGAAAUGCAGACCACGCAAUAUGGCAGAACAGUAGCCAGUAGCCCCUACUAUUGAGUAGCCUGGAAUCUGGUCCCUUAAGUAAGGCUGAAAAUACUGCUGCUCUUUCCUUCAGUAGAUUUCUCUGCUGUAAAAAUAUGAAAAACCUCCAGUAGAAACAAAGCAAAAAAGAAUCAUCUAUUCCCUCCCUCCCAAGUUUCAGAGUAUCUCUUAAAUACCACACACUUCUGCUCUGUGUUAUGUGUAUCAUUUGGGAAAACAGGAAAGGGAUAGAAAUUAGCUAAGACGUGUCUUCUGUUGAACCUAGACUUUUAAGACAACAGAAACUAGUGCCUAAAAAAAACUUAUUUCAGGGUGGUGUGCUCUUUCUGUUGCUGAAAUGAAAGACCUUUGAACAGAUAUCAGUAGUGAGCCUGAUCAAAAUGCACCCUUUAGCAUUACAUUUAUGAGUAGUGGGGUAGCAGUUACAGAAUUAACUUUAAGAACUAGUGAAUAAACUAUGUGCUUUUUGACUGUGA